Messenger RNA from Caenorhabditis bovis, 3432 nucleotides. The record is from the annotation of a GenBank genome assembly. NCBI's taxonomy places the organism in Eukaryota, Metazoa, Nematoda, Chromadorea, Rhabditida, Rhabditidae.
AUGGGAGGUCCCGGAGAGAAAGUCGUCUUACCGAAUACUCAGAACAAACGAAGGAAGAAAAAGAAUAAUAAGAAGAAGGCCAACCAACCACCACAAGCUUUGCCGAAACUACAGCCAACCGUAGAUAAAAAUAAUCAAAAUGGUACGACACCAAAGAAAAACGGAGACGGACUGAAACAGGACGCUCGAAAUGGGCAUGAGUAUGCGGCGACGAAUCCAAAGCUGGCUGGCCAACAACCUGUCGUCGGAGCGCGUAUCGAUUUUCCGAAUGCUGGAGCAACGUUGAGCCAUUCAAGUUUAUUCUCACACUUUGCCUCGCCCGACAUAUUCCCUACUAUUCUAUUAAUGUUCGUCGUGUUAUUCUGCCGAUGGCUGAAUGGUGGCGUCGGUUGGAGAAGCAAUGCUACGCCGUCACAACGUCGCCGUCGUUACCUAUUUGGGACCGAUGAGACGAUUGAACUUGAUGAUCACGAGUCUUAUAAUGAGACCGAUGUCUGCAUGCAGUUGUUCGCCACCGCUCCUGAUGUUCGCUGUAAUAUAAGCGUCGGACAACAGAAUCACGAUCGAUUCUACUUUUUUGUCAAAAAUUCUUCGCCGAGUGCGGUUGAGAACAAUGUUUCACUAGAUGAAACCUGCACUUUGAAGGAAGAAGAAGUAGAAAAGCAAGAAGCCGUUGAAGAAGAUGAAGAGGUCAACUUGGUGUUCGUCAGAGCGGAAGAUGAUUAUACGGUUGUUGGAAAGUUGGACGAACCGGUUUUCGAAAAGGGUUCGACGUCGAUCGUCGCGCUGGAAUUGGACGCGAGUUCGCUGAAAUCGGAAAACGGUUCCGAUGAACAAAUGUCGUCGUGCGUUUCGAGCUCCGACGUCGAAUCUCAAGAGGAUUCCUAUCACAUUGACAUUGACUCGGAAGAAGAUGCACUGUCCCAGUUAAGCGGAACUGAGAAUGAGCCGAUGGAGUCAUGCCAGUCUGGAGAGGACGAUGAGGUUGAAGUGAAAGCAGAAGACGAGGAUGAAGAAGAAGAUCAGGUAGAACCACAAAAGCCACAAGAACCGGUUCCAGAGGAAGAAGAGACGUCGAAGUAUGAGAAUAUGCAAUCAACUGCUACUGAGACGGUUGGAACUGAGGACUCAUCGAGCUCUACAGGAUCUGAUGCGGAUUCAUAUGAUUCGGAGGACAUCGAACAUCAAAUGUUUGAGUAUCCGCUCGAUAUUCCAUCAACGUCUCUGACGAUUCCCAGGCCCAAAUUCGUAAAGAAUUUAAUAAUGCGGGAUUACGAGAAUGAUGACAUCCGUGAGAAGAAUGGAAGCGCUAGUCCGGGACGAAGUGAUUCGCGAGGCGGCGCAAUUGGCGGCCAGUAUGGAUGCGGGCAUCUGUCGGAUUCAGCCGAUGAGCAAGCGGUACAGGAGGAGGUUCUUGGAUCUGACGAUGAGGAGCAGGAAGAUCCAAAGGACUAUCGUAAGGGUGGAUAUCAUCCAGUAAAUAUUGGCGAUGUCUUUAAUUCUCGAUAUCAUGUUAUUCGCAAACUUGGCUGGGGACAUUUCUCAACGGUAUGGCUGUGCUGGGACACGCAGUCCAAAAUAUUUGUGGCGCUCAAAAUUGUGAAGUCGGCCGAACAUUAUUCGGAAGCGGCACUCGACGAGAUCAAAUUGUUGUUGUCGGUGCGAGACGCGGAUCCGUCGGAUCCUGGAUGCGACAAGAUCGUCAAACUGCACGACGAGUUCACCGUGGACGGCAUCAACGGCACACACGUCGCCAUGGUAUUCGAGGUUCUUGGUUGCAAUUUGCUGAAACUGAUCAUUCGGUCAAAUUAUCGCGGUCUUCAUUUGGAGCAAGUGCGAAAAAUUUGUAAACAAAUUUUGGAAGCUUUGCGGUACAUGCACGAGAAAUGUCAAAUAAUUCACACCGACAUCAAACCAGAAAAUGUGCUGAUUACGAUGACCCGCGAGGAGAUCAAGAUAAUGGCUCAACACGCUGUUGUUGCACGUAAAAUGAACUUGAAACUGAGCGGCUCAGCCGUUAGCACGGCUCCUCAACAUUUGCAGAAGAAAUUGCUCGAGAACUGCAAUAAAAACCGGAAGAAGAAGCUGAAGAAGAAGGCGAAGAAGCAGCGCGAGAAGCUCGAAUCCGAACUUGCCGGACUUGAAGGUCUUAAAAUGGAUGCUAAUGGACUUCAGGAGGCUUAUAACAAUGCGCCGGCGAAUGGCGUCCGAAUGCGUCCGCCGUCGUUGCUCCUCAACGGUCCGAUUCCGCAAUUGUUGCAAGGCUCGAUCGGUUCGACGCCAGUGACGCCACAAGCGCAAAAAGGCGGCGUCUGCAAUCAGACCUACCAUCUUGUACAGGUAGCGAAACUCGUUGAAAUUGAUGGAAGUCGAGACGCAACACAAGUAGAAGAUGUUAACGAGGAGGACCUCAAUAAUGGAAAUGGGCAGCAAGUUAACAUCAAAAGUCCGGCACCAUUCGACCGUACAACGGUUUCCCCAAUGUCCGAUCACGAGAUGAAGUUACCACUACAUGAGUUGCAAAGUCCUCUGUCGGAAAGCAUCAGCUCGCCAACGACUAUGCCGUUCAACGCAUCGCACUUGACAGGAAUUUUGCCUGCUCCUCCAGUUGGACCUGAUAUGAGCGAUCCCUAUGUUGAUAUUGAGGUGAAAAUUGCUGAUCUUGGAAACGCUUGCUGGGUCAAUCAUCAUUUCACCGACGAUAUCCAAACGCGGCAAUAUCGAGCGCUUGAAGUGCUGAUUGGUGCCGGAUAUGGCACACCUGCCGAUAUUUGGAGUCUUGCGUGUAUGGCAUUCGAACUCGCAACCGGAGAUUAUUUGUUCGAGCCCCAUCAGGGAGAGAAUUAUUCGAGAGAUGAGGACCAUUUGGCACACAUCUCUGAACUUCUUGGUCCAAUACCACCCUCUGUAUAUAAGAAGGGGCGACAUUGGCGGGAGUUCUUCAACAAGAAUGGCCGAUUACUUCACAUUUCACACUUAAAACCGUGGUCAUUGUAUGACGUAUUACGACAAAAAUAUGAAUGGUCUCAUCAAGACGCUGCGCAGUUUGCCAGUUUCCUUGAACCAAUGCUUGCAUUUGAACCGAGCUUAAGAGCGACAGCCGCCGAAGCGCUGAAACAUCCGUUCCUGCUGCCAUUUGGUGGUGGACCACCGAAGCCGGAUUGUCCUGAAGAGGUGAUUAAAAAAUUGUAUCCCGAUGGCAUAAUUCCUACAAGAUCUCACAUGAUGACACCGGAAGGACCUAUGAACCAAGAGAAUAGUAAUCGACGGCGCGGCGAUCGGCGCGAUAUCGAUGAAGAGGUGUCGGAAAUGGUCGUUGAAAGUGAAGAGGAGGUGAUGAGUAGUUCCUCGUUCAGUGAUGGACAAGGCGACGAGUCGGACUCGCACAACACCGAACGAGCCGGUCCGUCGAAAGUGAGCAUUUUUAUAUGA